Gilbertella persicaria is the source of this 1331-nucleotide messenger RNA. RefSeq lists its product as uncharacterized. The transcript has 2 exons. The coding region runs from base 1 to 1095 and encodes 364 amino acids. Lineage: Eukaryota; Fungi; Mucoromycota; Mucoromycetes; Mucorales; Choanephoraceae. The record is from RefSeq and is a predicted model, not a curated record.
AUGGUGUCAGUAACAAUAACAAUAGAAAGAAACUUGGGUUUAUUAGAAAAGUACCAAUUGGCCUGCAAUCUGCUCAAUUGCUAUGGUAGUAUCAAGCUCCCUGUCUUGCUAGAUCAUCUUGCUGUUGAAGGAUAUCCCGCACACUUUCAUCUCAAUACUUUUCAGCCUGCACUUCGAACCUUACUUGAUGCUCAUCCUAAUCUCUUAGUCACUAUUAGAGACAAGAAGACCAAACAUGCUCACUUUGUACUAUUAUCGCAUGCCGAUCUAUCAAAAAUAGUCCUUAUUACACAACCACAAGAGAAAAAGAUGGAUCAAAUUGUUCAAGAACUUGUUUCCAUUCAAUACUUUGAUAAUCAAGACAUCGAAACUGAUCCGCUCUUGCCCCUGUGGCGAUUGCAUGUUGUGCCUCAAUCUACCACCAGUUGCAUUGUUAGUUUUGUCGUGUCUCAUGUAGUAGCUGAUGGUAUGAGUUUAACUGUCAUUUGGAAAGAAUUCUUGAAGGCAUUAAAAAACGAUAGUCAUACUGACAGCAGUAAAUACAUUGUCAAGAUCAACACAAAUCAACGAGUUCCACCUCCUUAUGAAAAAUCAGGUGCAUCUUCCGUCUCAUUUAUUCGUGAUGUGUUACCAAAAGCCUAUACAGACUUAUUGCCUAGCGUACUGCCUACUUGCCUUGCUCGUUUGAUCAAUCCUAUUCGUUACAAAAGCUGGAAAGGUGAAGCUCUCGCUGUUCCUGGUCAAAAGCAUGAUAGUUGUAAGCGUGGUAUUUCUGCCCAUGCCGUCUUGGUGGCUGCUAAAUUCCUUGUCUGGGCUCAUCUAUACCCUCAAGCAUGCACUAAAUUCUAUACAUCUAUCAAUACCCGUGGUUUCUGUCAUCCGCCCUUAUCUCCCAAUCGUAUAGGUAACUUUAUUGGUAUUCACGAUAGUAUAUGGGAUACUCAGCAACUAUUGACCCAAGAUAUCUGGACUAUUGCAGCCAUGUAUCACCAAGAUUUGCAAAAGCACAAAUACGAUGGUAUCAAAGAAACGUUGAUGAUCAAAUACCUAGGCAGUUAUCCCAAGGGUUACUACAAGUACCCUGAAAUCAAAUGAAAGGGCAGUCUGUACAAAAGAGAAGGUGGCAUCGAUCUAUCUAAUCUUGGGAGGAUUCAAGUGACAGAUGGUUCCUGGAGAACAUGUCAAAUGUUCUUUGCUCAAACUUCUUAAACCUAUACUUUUUCGCUUGAUUUAAAUUCACUUUGUUUCGAUGAUGCAAAUAUGGAACAAGUUCAAGCUCUGUCUUUACAUGUUUUGAAAGAUGCUUUAUUUAAAUAAUAAAAAGAUUAACG